Chanos chanos (milkfish) is the source of this 1527-nucleotide messenger RNA. RefSeq names its product polymerase (DNA directed), delta 2, regulatory subunit (gene pold2). Gene Ontology annotation, molecular function: DNA binding. Gene Ontology annotation, biological process: DNA strand elongation involved in DNA replication; DNA replication. The transcript has 11 exons. The record is from RefSeq and is a predicted model, not a curated record. Gene Ontology annotation, cellular component: delta DNA polymerase complex. The coding region runs from base 76 to 1479 and encodes 467 amino acids. NCBI's taxonomy places the organism in Eukaryota, Metazoa, Chordata, Actinopteri, Gonorynchiformes, Chanidae.
UUUUUUGCUUUAUAAUCUGAUACAAAUAUCAGACUGUACAUAUUUUUCAACACAUAAACCGCUAAGGCGUCAGUCAUGUUCUCGGAUGUCAUCACACCGAAGGAGACCCUUCUGCGGCCGCCUGGCUCGGAGGAGCCCGUAUUCGAGCGCCAGCAGCAGUCGUACUCCAGCCGCUCGGAACGCUUCAGGCUCGGGGAACGCAGCUUCAACCGCCAGUAUGCCCACAUCUAUGCCACCCGACUGAUGCAGAUGCGGGGAAUACUGUCUGCCAGGGCCGAACAGAAAUGGGGCUCUGUUGUGCCAGUGCGGAGGCUGUGUGAUCUGCAGAUGGGUGAGCAGUGUGUGGUCGUGGGGACCAUCUUCAAACACAUGGAACUGCAGCCAUCCAUACUGAAGGAGAUCAGUGAGGAGCACAACCUCCUGCCCCAGCCACCGCGUGCCAAAUACAUCAGCCCCUCCGACGAGCUCAUUCUGGAGGACGAGCUCCAGAGAAUCAAACUGGAGGGCAACAUCGACACACCCAGGUUUGUCACAGGCAGCGUAAUCGCCGUCCUCGGCGCAGAGAAGAAUGAUGGCAAAUUCAUGGUGGAGGAGUUUUGCAUGGCGGAUUUGCCUUCGCAGACACCGAGACCGCCCCUGAAUACAGACAGGUUCGUGCUGCUGGCCUCUGGCCUGGGACUGGGCGGCACUGGAGCAGACAGCAUGCUGGGAUUGCAGCUGUUGGUUGACAUGGUAACAGGUCACCUGGGUGACCAGGGUGAGCAGAGCGGGGCAGCAUCCAUUUCCCGUGUCAUACUGGCGGGGAACCUCUUGAGUCAAAACACCCAAGAUAAAGAUUCGACCACCAAGGCCAAGUACCUGACUAAGAAAACACAGGCUGGUAGCGUGGAGGCAAUCAGGCUUCUAGAUGAAUUGCUAGUACAAUUAGUGGCUUCCAUACCUGUAGAUGUUAUGCCCGGGCAGUACGACCCCACAAACUUCACGUUGCCACAGCAACCUCUUCAUCGCUGCAUGUUUCCCCUCUCUGUCCCUUACCCCACCCUACAUCUGGUCAGCAACCCUUACCAAGCUGACGUAGACGGGCUUCGGUUCCUGGGGACGUCAGGGCAGAACGUGAGUGAUAUAGUGAAGUACAGCAGUGUGGACGACCAUCUGGAGGUUCUAGAGGGCACUCUGAGGCUACGUCACCUGGCGCCCACUGCACCAGACACGCUGGGCUGUUACCCCUUCUACCAAAAUGACCCCUUUAUUCUGGAGGACUGCCCCCAUGUGUACUUCACUGGAAGUGCACCCAGCUUCCGGUCCAAACGCAUCACAGGACCAGAGGGACAGGAGGUCCUCCUUGUGGCUAUCCCAGAAUUCAGCAGCACACAGACGGCCUGCCUAGUAAAUCUGCGCACCCUCGAGUGCGAACCGGUUAGCUUCUCGUCGUUCUCUUCCGAAGAUGACGAGGAAAGCGAGAUGAACAUCAGCCACUGAGGUUUCGCUUUGCCGGAACGGUCGUCAUGGUAACAUCUGAGUCUUUGU